This is a messenger RNA of Vanrija pseudolonga, 1405 nucleotides long. RefSeq names its product L-threonate dehydrogenase. Gene Ontology annotation, molecular function: oxidoreductase activity; NADP binding; NAD binding. The record is from RefSeq and is a predicted model, not a curated record. NCBI's taxonomy places the organism in Eukaryota, Fungi, Basidiomycota, Tremellomycetes, Trichosporonales, Trichosporonaceae. Bases 24 to 1346 code for a protein of 440 amino acids. The transcript has 6 exons.
CUCUCAUCUUUCUCAAGCGCACUAUGGCUCCCCCGGUUACAGUUGGAUGGUGUGGUCUCGGUGCCAUGGGGUCAGGAAUGGUCUCAAGCCUCCUGGCGCAGAAGUUUACGGUCAAAGCCUAUGACAUUUACCAACCGUCGGUGGAUGCGGUUGUUCAGAAAGGAGCUAUUCCCUGUAGCGACCCCAGAGAAGCCGCUACGGAUGUCGACGUCUUGGGCCUCAUGGUGGUCAACGCCGCCCAAGUAGAAGACAUUGCGAAUAAGGUUUCAGACGUCCUCAAGCCGAACACCUCGGUCAUCUGCUUCUCAACGGUCCCUCCAACCUUCCUCUCGACUCUGCAAACCCAGCUCGACAAAGCUGGGAGAGGCAUCCAGCUGGUUGACGCCCCUGUUUCCGGAGGGUUUAUUAGAGCCGCCGAUGGUGAACUGAGCAUCAUGGCAGCCGGCGUAGACGAGGCCCUUAAGAAGACCGGCCCCGUUCUCGAUGCUUUGACUCGCUCCCCUGGGAAGCUGGCUGUUGUUGGAACACAAGUCGGACAGGCAAGCGAUUUCAAGCUCAUUAACCAAGUACUUUGCGCGAUCCAUAUCGCUGCUGCUUCCGAGGCCAUGGCGCUGGCAGCCAAUCUUGGCGUCAACCCUCGGAAGCUGUACAACGCGCUGAAGGACUCAAGCUUCAUGUUUGGGCAUCGAGUGCCUUGGCAGCUGAGAGAUGAUGGCCUGCCGAAGUCAGCAAUGACCAUCAUUUGCAAAGACGUCGGAAUCGUCAUGGACGAGGCCCGCCUGAUCGGUUUCCCCGCCCCUCUGUCAUCCACCUCAGAGCAGCUGUUUAGUGCAGCACUUGGUGCCGGUCUAUCCAAAGAUGACGAUGCCAACUUGGUCAAGCUGUGGCAGAAGUUUGGGGGCAAGUCGGUUGUCGAAUCUGGAACGAUCGAUGAGGAGGAAGCCAUUGCUCGAGCCGCAGUUGGUGGCGAAGAGCACAUUGCAACAGUCUCAAAGUUGCUUUACGCCGUCCACACUGUCGCUGCGGCUGAGGCUUUGGCCUUUGCUCGACAGAAAAACAUGAACCUUGAAGCUGUGUUCGACGUGGUGUCCACUUCGGCCGCCUCGUCGCAGCCCUUGGUUGCCUUCAAGAACGAACUGUCAUGGCCGAACGACUACUCGCCUAAGGCGGGCCAAUUGUCUGUCCAAGCACUCCUCUCUCAGCUUGACCAAGUUCUUGUGGAGGCAAAGCGAACCUCGACACCCCUCUUCCUCACACAAGCAGCUUAUCAGCAGCUGAUUGUGGCGUCUAGAAAGGGAUGGGGGGGCGAGGGAGCAAGCGUGGUUGGGAGGCUUUGGAGUCAGUAGGGAAGUAUUAGACGCCUGUAGAUUGUUCACAAGACCGCGAUGUAGUAAGUGUCAACUCC